This is a messenger RNA of Branchiostoma floridae (Florida lancelet), 2947 nucleotides long. RefSeq names its product sodium-dependent serotonin transporter-like. The record is from RefSeq and is a predicted model, not a curated record. Gene Ontology annotation, cellular component: membrane. The transcript has 13 exons. NCBI's taxonomy places the organism in Eukaryota, Metazoa, Chordata, Leptocardii, Amphioxiformes, Branchiostomatidae. The coding region runs from base 232 to 1971 and encodes 579 amino acids.
GCCAGUGAAUCGAUGCGCGCACUACUGUACAUGGAAACGCAGGGUUUUCUCGGCCCACACAAGUCGGACCCGCAAAACUCUUCGCACGGCCUGAGCUGGCAUCGCCGAUUUUUACGAACGUCCACACGAACAGACUCGGAAAGAACCGGAAACUUGGAUUUUGUGUGGUGUUAAAAUCCCAUGAGAGUUGAUAAACCGCAAUUUUAUGAGUGAAGUCUUUUUUUUUUCAAGAUGGCGGACAACGGAGAUUCCGAAGGAGCAAAGCUGGUCGGAAACGCGGCAGACGGAACAGGAUCAGAUUCUGAUGCACCCAAACAAGCAUCAGGAGGAGGUACCGUCAUGUUUUCCUCCAAGGCAGGGCUGCUCCUCACGUUCAUCAGCGCAGUGGGUGGCGGGAGUCUGUGGCGCUUUCCGCGCACCCUGGCGAACAACUGCGGAAAGGAAGGAUGCCUGCAGUUCCUCCUGGUCUGGUUGGUGUUCCUAUUCCUGUGGUCUAUCCCACUUAUUAUCAUAGAGGUCGCCAUUGGUCGGUUCACCAGGAGGGCUCCACCAAUGGCGUUCCACGAUCUUCUGGGGGUGAAGUCGACGUGGCUUGGGGGCUGGAUGGCAAGUCUUAACUUUCUCAUAACCUGUUACUUCGGUGUGAUUGUCGGAUGGGCGGUGUUUUACACCAUUGAGUGUAUUUUCUAUCCACUUCCAACAACUUACGAAUUGAGUAUCGCUGCAUGGCGAAAAUUUGAAGAGGAGAGCCUAUGGCCUGUUCUUCUACACUUCAUCAUCACCGCGGCCUGUGCUGCAGCUAACUGGCGGGGGGUGGGGAGUAUCGAGUUGACCUUGACCGCCAUGACACCUGUGCACCUCAUUCUGCUGCUCACAGCCUUCAUCUGGUCUCUGACUCUCAACAACGCCGGAGUCGGACUCGGCUUUUUCUUUACACCGGACUGGGGCUUGUUAGGGAGCCCUAAGCCCUGGAUCGAAGCCUUGUCGCAGGUUGCUUGGGACACAGGAGCAGCUUUCGGCAUUUUCCUUGUCUUGGGAGCAAGCAUGACCCGUAAGAUGGGACCUGUGAAGAACGUCGUGUGGACAACUGCUAUCAACGGUCUCAUCAGUCUUAUAGUGGGCGUCACAGUGUUCUGUACAGUUUUUGCAACCUAUACAAAGGUCAACCCGGACGGUACGGAAGCAGAUGUUGUAAACCUACUGAGGACCAACGGACCAGCCAACACCGGACUUACAUUCAUUUGGCUGCCCAUCCUGUUCUCCACCAUGACAGGAGGUCGCGUGAUGGCGUCACUGUUCUUCCUGGCUGUUGUCAUAGCAACCUUCAGCAACUACAUCACUCUCAUGAACACCACUGUACAGGCCAUGGUCGACUGGGGAGUGAAAAGAAGCCUUGCAGUAGUGGUCAUUGCCACAUUGACUUUUCUCUUGGGCGUUCCCAGUGCUGUUAACAUACACGUGCUAGUAAAUCAGGACUUUGUGUGGAGCGCUGGACUGAUCUUCUCCGGACUCUCCAUGAUCUUUCUACUCUGGAAAUAUGGAGCGAAAAACUUCCGUUUAAAUAUGCUCAAUGAGGGUGAAGAUGGGAGUGACUGGAAAUUACAAGGGGCUUUCGACUAUCUGACAAAGUACGUCCUUCUACUGAACGGUCUGGCGCUGCUGGUGUGGUGGGUGGUCCACACCAUCCAGUCUGCUGAUGUGCCGUGGUACCAGCUGGGGAACCAGUCCUUGAUGACCGCCUUUCUGGAGUGGUUUGCCGUCGGGUUGGUUCUACUGGUACUGAACCUCCUGUUUGUGCGGUGCCGAGCACGCAUGUCCGGCUGUUGGUCUUCACUCAUCGCCAAACAGGAGGACAUCCCCGCCUGCCGCUGUUGUCACAAGAAGGACACAGGAGACAGAGACAACCUCAUCACCGCAACAGACCAGGCUGGAGAGAGACAAGUUCCAGACUACAGCACUAUAAACCACUGAGAGGAAGCUACUCGCUGUAUGCGUCUUUGAAUAUCAGUUAUCUAAGACAUUAAAUAAUCAAUGGUUGAUGACCCGCCCCGAAAUGUGCAUAAUGUUAUAACACAUGGCCAUUUGCUAUAACAACCGAAUAAUAGUGUGGUUAUAGCAAAUUUCCACGCGUUACAACACCACAUACACCACAGAAUAGGCUGGUCAUCAACGAUCUCAUCAUGGCAGACUUUAAGAGUAUUAGAGUGAUCAGAAGGCAAAAAAUGGUAACACAUAGAACGGCCUAGAAUUGAAUCUCUAUUCAUUCGUGCUGAGUUGAUUAAUUGUUGGAUAUUUUAACGUUUAUUUUGAAGUUAAUAAUGUAAUCUGUUAUGAGUAUUUAUGAUCGUCAUGGCUUGCCAUGUACAUGGCUUAGAUAUCAUGGGUCUUUGACAGGGCCUUAGUUUUUUGUGCAGUUCUAUACGGUUUGGAAGACAAAAGGGUACAAUAUAUAUGAAAAUUCGAUAUUAAAUAUAUUUAGAUGUUUUAUUUGGGGUUACUAUGUAAUCGGUAUUAGUCAAUUUGUUAUUAUCUUUAGUACUGCAUUUGAAUCACAUUCUGUCACACACAGCUAGCUUCAUGUACCGCCCUUUCUUAAUUUCAAGAGAGCGGUCACUAAUUCAAAGUUUGCCUUUUGCCGACCAUAGAUCUACUUCUUAGUAUUCUGCCCAUCGUAUUUGCUGUUUCAAAACACCAGCUCACCAGUAUCAAUGCUAAAUAUGACAAUAGGUUUGAAUAUGCAUAUUUAAGGUUCUACAUUUUAUCAUUGUACACAGAAAUUUGUUAUUACUAAGUAACAUAAAUAGAACAUGUAAAAAUUACUCUUACUAUAUAACAUUUCCUAAACUUCUACGUUUUUUAUUGUUAUAUACUACAUGUUGCGACACAAAGGCGUUGAUUUUUAACAUCGUCUUUGAAUGUAAUGGAAUCAUGCAUUGAAUACGUAUAA